Messenger RNA from Aureobasidium subglaciale EXF-2481, 1494 nucleotides. RefSeq lists its product as uncharacterized. Gene Ontology annotation, biological process: tryptophanyl-tRNA aminoacylation. The coding region runs from base 1 to 1494 and encodes 497 amino acids. Gene Ontology annotation, molecular function: tryptophan-tRNA ligase activity; ATP binding. The transcript is spliced from 2 exons. The record is from RefSeq and is a predicted model, not a curated record. Gene Ontology annotation, cellular component: cytoplasm. Lineage: Eukaryota; Fungi; Ascomycota; Dothideomycetes; Dothideales; Saccotheciaceae.
AUGGCUUCCACGGAUGCAUCGCCGGCCGCAGGAGCGCCUCCUGCCGUCGAGCAAGUCAAACAAGCAGCAAAGGAACAACAGAUCGACCCCUACAAUGUCAGCGGAGGAGUCGACGAGAAUGGCAACGUGACUGCCAUCGACUACGAGGCGCUUCGCGAGCGCUUCAACACUCCGGCGCUGACGCAGGAGCAUCUGGACCGCUUCGAGCGUGUGACGGGAAAGCCGCCACACCGUCUGAUGCGCCGCAAGCUCUUCUUCAGCCACCGCGACUUCGACAAGAUCCUCGACUACUAUGAGAAAUACGGCUUCUUCCUGCUCUACACCGGCCGUGGCCCCAGCAGUGGCUCCAUGCACCUGGGCCACGCCGUGCCCUUCCUCUUCACCAAGGAGCUCCAGGACAUCUUCGACGUCCCUCUGGUGGUCAUGUUGACCGACGACGAGAAGUUCCUCUACACACGCAACAAGAACCAGGGCAAGAUCACAAAGGGCGCUGCCCUCGGCGACUUCAUCGAGUACGCAAAGCAAAACUGCAAGGACAUCAUCGCUCUCGGCUUUGAUCUAAAGAAGACCUUCAUCUACACCGACUACGAGUACAUGGGCGGCCACUUCUACCAGAACAUCACAGAGUUCGAGGCUCUCCUCACAAACAACCAGAUCAGAGGUGCCAUGGGCUUCGACGGCAGCACAAACAUUGGUCUCAACGCCUAUGCCGCAAAGCAGUGCGUUGCUGCCUUUGCUUCCUCCUACCCUACUCUGUUCGGCGCUGGCGACUUCCGCGCUCCCAAUUACGACGAGGCUCGUCCUCGCAAGCACAUCGCCGCUAUUCCUACCUUGAUUCCUUGCGCCAUUGAUCAGGAGCCUUACUUCCGUCUUUUGCGCGAGAACUGCGACCGCAUGGAGUUCCCUGCUCCCAAGACUGCCCUCAUCCUGUCCAAAUUCUUGACUGCUCUGCAAGGCAGUGGCGGCAAGAUGUCUGCUAGCGACCCCAACUCUGCCAUCUUCAUGUCCGACACUCCCAAGCAAAUCGAAAAGAAGAUCAAUCGCUUUGCCUUCUCUGGCGGCGGUAUCACCAAGGAGGACCACGAGAAGUACGGCGGUAACCCCGACGUUGAUGUCUCGUAUGCCUACCUUUCAUACUUCCUCGAGAGCGACGACGAACUCAACGAGAUCGAGCAGAGUUACCGUAAGGGUACUCUCUCGACUGGUGAGCUCAAGAAGCGCUGUAUCAAGGAACUGCAAAAGUUCGUUGAGGCUUUCCAGGAGCGUCGCUCAAAGGUCACCGAUGAGAUCAUGCGCGAAUUCAUGACCCCUAGAAAGCUCGAGUUCAAGGAGGCCGUCACCGAGAAGAAGCCCGAGGAAAAGCAAGAAAACACUUCCGGCAAGCUCACAAAGGGUGAGCGUAAGGCUCUGAAGAUUGCAGAGAAGAAGGCCGAGAAGUUGGCUCUGAGAGAGAAGGGUCAAGAGGGCGAGGACUCCAAGGAGGACGAGGCAUAG